Molecule: messenger RNA, 930 nt
Organism: Recurvomyces mirabilis
Lineage: Eukaryota; Fungi; Ascomycota; Dothideomycetes; Mycosphaerellales; Teratosphaeriaceae
Exons: 2
Coding region: 1-930 (309 amino acids)
Source: RefSeq, a predicted model, not a curated record
AUGUCAUUGCCUUCUCCUCCCAGCAAGCGAUCAUGGGUUGACUGCCACGGAGAGGACUGUGGGCAUCCUCACUGUCGGAGUUGUGAGCGAGUAACAUCGUGUCGAAGGCGGCCGAAGAAGCCUGUGCUGACAUGCUAUAGUGCAUCGGCAAUAGACACAACCUACUACGAUGGCCGCUGGCCGAAGCUCCUCUACGAAGCUCAUUUCCGGAAAGCGAAGGCCAGAAAGGCGUCGACGUCCCGUGUUGCCGCUGGGACACGUCCGGCAUCUGUUGCGCGAUGCGCGGUCCACACAUGGGACUCCGCCACCUGGCUUCGUGUGAUAACGGCUCUGGAGGAUACCACAGUUCGCGAGAUCCUGCUUCCAACCAGUCAGACCUCGGCACACGCCCAGCAAGCUAUCUUGAAGGAAGUCGAAGCCAAGAAGGUGUCCGACCAGGUACGGGAGAACUCGUUCGCCCAUGCUUUCAACGAGGUCGCCAGGAUCUACAAACGAGCCAUUGAGGCAAUCAAAGCAAUCAUUGAGAGCAUUCAGGAGCAAAUCUCACUCGAAUUGACAUUUGAUUCGAAACGGAACGCACUGCUCGCUCAAUGCGAUGUUGCGGAACAGUGUAUCCACGGCCCUGGUAGCGAUCUUGGCUCCUCGGUCCGCGAGAGUUCCCAGUACAGGAACGAUUUCGGCACCGCUUUGACACAUGUCCUUGAGCCAAUGUCUGACGAAGAGAUUGGCCUGAUCAGGGAUGAUGCAAGACUUGUUGAUCGGGUUGUAGAGGUGAAAGAUUUCGCAGACAGCUACUGCAUGGAAAUGGGUGUUGACAGUGUCCUUCGGGAGCUUGAGGCAGAUGAUGAGGCCGAACAUGAUGAGGACGAAGGAGCAGAGGCGGAAGACGACGAGAGCGUUGACUAUUGCAAGUAUAUAAUUCCAAGCUAG